This is a messenger RNA of Engraulis encrasicolus (European anchovy), 1308 nucleotides long. It is a transcript of the gene optc, whose product is annotated as opticin. NCBI's taxonomy places the organism in Eukaryota, Metazoa, Chordata, Actinopteri, Clupeiformes, Engraulidae. Gene Ontology annotation, biological process: bone development; articular cartilage development. Gene Ontology annotation, cellular component: extracellular matrix. Bases 200 to 1192 code for a protein of 330 amino acids. The transcript has 8 exons. Gene Ontology annotation, molecular function: protein binding. The record is from RefSeq and is a predicted model, not a curated record.
ACUCUCUGCAACCCACCAUCUGCCCCCGUGUCCCUUUCUCUUGUGCUGCAUUUUUGGGACUGACCCUUACACAGGAAAGUGGAGGAGAGACAGGAAAUGAGUGGGGAGAGAGAGACGGGGAAGGAUCGGCAAAUGACCCGGUCCGGAACCGAACCCGGGUCGCCGGCGUAGUAACACAGUGCCCUACCGCUAGGCCACGAUGGCGUUGAAGGCUGCUUUCCUCACAGCCCUGUGCCUGAUCACAGUCAGCAAAGGUGCCCCACCACUGGAACCAGACUACGACCUGGAGAGCUACGACGGGGAGCCCGACCCCUGGGAUCUCAAUAACUAUUCGGAAGGCUAUGACUACGACGACGUCGAUGAAGAGAUCGAAGUGGGUACAGUGGCCCCCCCUCCUGCUCCCACUCCAGAGCCACCUGCUGUCAUGCCUGGCACAGAGGGGGAGGUGGCGGGGGAGGUGGAGGAGGAGGAGGUGGAGGAGGCAACUCAGCCUGGCCUCCCCACCGCCGCUCCCACUCCCCCCGUACUGGAUUUCACCGGCCCCGGAUUAUUUGGCCCGGAAACUGGAUUAGACAUGCCCACUUGUUUGCUGUGCGUGUGCAUCAGUGGUAGCGUCUACUGCGAUGAUGCGGAGUUGGAGCAGAUUCCUCCUCUACCAAAGCGCACCACCCACUUCUACGCACGCUUUAACAAGAUCCAACGCGUUCACAACAGGGACUUCAUCAACUUAAACCAGCUGAAGCGCAUCGACUUGUCAGGGAACCAAAUCUCUGUUCUUGAGGAGGAUGCGUUCCGCUCCCUUCCCCAGCUGCAGGAGCUGAUCCUGGCUGACAAUCAGCUCCAGACACUACCAGAGCUCCCGCACACCCUGCGGCAUCUGGACGUCACCAGCAACCAGCUGAGAAGCACUGGACUACACAGUGAAGCCUUUAAGGAUCUGAGUAGCCUACAGUUCCUGCAUCUGUCAAGGAACCACUUAGACUAUGUCCCCGUGCCACUGCCGGAGAGCUUACGAGUCCUGCAUCUUCAGAACAACAACAUCCAGACGCUCCACCAAGACACGUUCUGCAACAGCCACAACGUGCACUACGUACGACAAGCGCUGGAGGACAUUCGACUAGAUGGCAACCCCCUGCGCGUCAGUCUCUACCCUCGGGCCUACAUGUGUUUGCCACGCCUUCCAGUUGGCUAAUUACUAUUGAAAGGGCCAGUCCACAUGAGCAACAUUGUUAUACACCACUUCAUUGGUGCCACUAUGGAUAUAUUUUGUAGAUGUCCUUUGUAUUGUAUUUCAUUAAAAAAUACAAU